UUUUUAAAUAUCGUUUUCAGUCUUGAUUUAAAAUGAAAACUAUUCGUAAAUUUGCCAAGCGUUAAGGUAAGUUACAAAAUUAAGAUCGAAGCUCUUAGAAACAUUAUUCUAGUGUGCUUUUAUUUCUGUAGUACAUAAAGAAAUGCCAUCUGUGACUAAAACCCACUUCAGUCCAUUUGCUCGUCAGUCAUAAUGACAAAAAUUAGAAAAAAGUACUGCUAAAUUGGUGUGUAUUUAGAUAAAGGAAUUGAAGUACAUGAAAUAUUAUAUUAUAAAGCAUAUGAUCUAAAUUGUGACAUUAGUCCAUUUAAUCCCACCGGUCACAAUAGUGACCAUAAAAAGAUUUUCAUUGAUAAAGUUCUAAAAACUUUACCGACUGAUGUUUUAGUGCACUUUCUGCAAAUAUGGAAAAAAUUUGGUCAGUUAAAUAUGUGCAGUUUCACAUGGUUAGUGCAAAUUGUCACAUGACCAAAGCAGUUUAUUUCCUGUCUGCACCUUGAGAAGAUGAUGACUGCAUCAACGCUCCAAAACAAAAGGCUAGUAAAGAUAUGACAAAGCUUUUUGGUACACAUCAUCUUUUAAAGUGUCUAGUAUUAAUAUAUGAAUUCACAUACAUUUAGUUUUGUUAAGUGUGGUCAUAGAAUGAGUAAACAUGUUGAUGAUCAGAAUAGUGAUCGGUGGGAUAACAGUGAAUUUAGUUUUAUAAUAUGAAUCCAAUUGCAGUUGUUAGUGAAAAUUACACAAAAAUGUUGCAAUGACAAAAUAUUGCACUAAAUUCAAAUUUCAAAUGUUACAAAUAAGUUACAAUAUUGAUGUUGUAAUACUGUUAGCACUCAUAUAAAAACUUGAUGAUAUAUGUUACAAAAAAAGUAAUAAUUUUGAAAUUCAUUAAUUUUGUCUUUUAUGUCAGUAUUCCUAUCAGUGUUGUAUAAGGGUUUUUUUAUGCAUAAUAGUAACCCUAUAAUGUGAUCAAAGAGUUUAAAAUAGCUGGGCUAAGAUAUAUAACAAUUUCUUUGACUGCAGAAAUAUGUUAAUUCAGUAUACACAUUAUCCCACUGGUCAACCAUAAAACACAAUUUGUCACACAUUUACAAAAUGUCAUUUCAAAGGGUUACUUUGAGACAUCAUUUGGAUAUUUUCAUCUCUGGGAAAAAAUUGGUAUUAAACAAAUCUAAUAUAAUUAAUAUAGGGUUAAUAUGAUUUGUCUGCGACCUCACAGAUUUAAUGUAUUCUACACAGUUCAGAUCAAAGAAUUCUGAGGGUUAUUCAACGUUGAUGAAAUUCUUUUAGAGAAAUAAAUGAGGGAACAAGCUUCUUGUCAUUAGUUUAUCACUGGAAGUUUUGUCUUUUGUUUUUGUUGCCACCUGUUGGAACUCUGAACUCAACGAAUGUGAAAGGCAAACAUCUGAUGUGAUCCUGGAAGCUUUGAGAAGACCUAAAGCUUUGUUCACUCACAGAUGACGAAUAGAUUGACCAUCAGCUACAAUCCCUGUACACAGAUUCAAGAACAGAUGCCCUGAUGAACUUUUACUGCAGGAGACAUGGCAGUGCAAGUGUAAGCGCGGAAGCAUCGUUUGAGACCGGCAUGGCAAACGAGUCUCUAUCCACGACGGAAACCGUAAGAGUUGCCUGCACUCUGGAGAUCAGGAGAGAAUAUGAGCUCGUCCCGGCCGUUACCUGCUCACUCUGCUUCGCUCUGGGCCUCAUUUACUGCUUCUGCGGUUAUCGCUGUUUUAAGACAGUGCUGUUUCUGUCAGGCCUGGCAUUCGGCACCGCCAUCGGACAUCUGCUGUGUGUGCAGGAGCAGCUGCUGGACGGCCGGACGCAGGCCGGCAUCUCUCUGGGCAUGGGUCUGCUGGCGGCGCUCGUGGCGGUUCUGGUGCACAGUGUUGGCCUCUUCCUCACCGGCCUUCAGCUGGGAGCUCUGCUCUCUGUUGCCGCCCUGCUGCUGCUGGGCCAGUAUUACCCCGUACUCAGCCCGCCUUGGGCUCCCAUCAGCGCGGUCGUAGUAACCAGUGUUUUCUUUGCCGCCAUCGCUCUGUGCUGGAGGAAGGCCGUGACGGUAGCUGCUACGGCGGCGGUGGGGGCCGCGGUGGCCACGGCGUGUGUGGAUUACUGGGUGGAGACGCCCAUGCUGGUGCUGCGGGUGUACGAGGGUCUGCAGACGCGACAGGGCUUGUGCUGGUACAGCUGGGCAGUGAUUGCCAUUUGGCCUGUACUCGCAGGACUGGGAAUGCUGGUCCAAUGCAGCAUCACAGCACAUGCUGACGUGUCUGUGACGGGUGAACAGAAGCAGCUGGAUCUGACGAGGAUCAGACAGACGCGUGACCGGAGACGGAUGGAGGGAACGCACCGCCGCAGACCGCCGACCCUCCAGCGCUACACGGGAGACGUGCUGGCCCCGAGUUAUCUGGCGAGUUUGCGAGAGCGGCAGACCAACACGGGCUCGUCACUGUGGAGCUUGACCUCUGUUCAUCACACCGUAAUCGACUUCGAUUCUGAAACGGGAUCACUGGUGCCUCUUACAACUUCAGCGUCAGCUCUUCUCAGACUGUAAAGUAGUCAGAUGUGAUCUUUGAGGAAGGACGUCACUGAUUGUCACUUCAUAGACAUGUUUCAGUCUCCAGUUCACCCUCAAAAGUUUGGGGUCAGUAAGACUUGUAAUAGUCUUUAAAGAAGUCUCUUAUGCUCAUCAAGGCUGCAUUUAUUUGAUUAAAAAUAUAGAAAAAAAAACAGUGAUAUUGCAAAAUGUUUUUACAAUAAAAAAUAAUGUUUUUUAUUUUAACAUACUUUAAAAUAGAAUUUAUUCCUGUGAUGAAAAGCUGAAUUUUUAUCAGCUGUUACUCCAGUCUUAAGUGUCACAUGAUCCUUCAGAAAUCAUUCUAAUAUGCGGAUUUAUUAUUAGAAUGAUCAAUGUUGGAUAAUAUCAACAGUUGUGCUGCCAAAUAUUUUUUGGAACCUGUGAUUUUUUUUUUUUUUUUUUUUUUUUCAGGAUUCUUUCAUGAAUAACAAGUUUAAAAAUCACAGUGUUUAUUCAAAAUAUAAAUAUUUUAUAACAAUGUAAAUUAUUUAUUAUUAACUUUUAAUAAACUUUUAAUUAUUAACUUAAUACAUCCUUGGUGAAUAAAAGUAUUAAUUUCUUAAAAAAAAAAAAAAGAAACAAUAAAAAUGUACUGACCCCAAACUUUUGAACGGUAGUGUAUAUCCUUGGCAUUUUUUUUUUCUUGUUCUUUUUUUUUUUUACACUUUGCAGCUUAUUUUCAUUGUGCAGAAAGAGCACAUAAUGGAACAAAUCAUUAUUCUCCUUUAGCAUGAGGAUUUGGAAAUGUCUUUAUAUGUGAUGUAGAUGCGUUUAUCUCGGCAUCUGUGUAAACUGUCUUAUUUCCUUCAGUUAAUAGAUCUACUAGUCAUUCAUGUUAGUAUAAAGAUACUAUAACUUACAAUAAUGACGUAAGUUUCAGUCCUUUUUAUUAAUACUCAGUUGAGUGAUUAAAAAUAAAUCAAAGGUGUUUAUGAGCCUGUGAGCAUCUAAUACACCAGUUCCUGGAGUCAUGCACAAAUAUAUAUACAUUAUAUAUAUGUACUCAUGUAUACAUCAGAAUAAGAGAAAAAAAUGAUUACUAAUAAACUGCUGACAAUGACUGUAAUAUGUCUAAUAACUUAAAUGGAUAGUUAACCCAAAAAUUAAAAUUCUGUCAUUAAAGGAUUAGUCCACUUCCAGAACAAAAAUUUACAGACAAUGUACUCACCCCGUUGUCAUCCAAAAUGUUCAUGUCUUUCUUUCUUCAGUCGUAAAUAAAUUGUGUUUCUUGAGGAAAACAUUUCAGGUCUACUCUCCAUAUACAGUAGUCAACAUUUAAAGUGGAUCAAAAAAGUUAAUCAAAGUUGUCCUAAGACAGGAACGUGUAUUGUUUUGGUUUUAGGACAACUUUGAUGAAAGGUUUUGUUCAAC
Labeo rohita (rohu) is the source of this 3952-nucleotide messenger RNA. RefSeq names its product transmembrane protein 198. The transcript is spliced from 5 exons. The coding region runs from base 1520 to 2557 and encodes 345 amino acids. NCBI's taxonomy places the organism in Eukaryota, Metazoa, Chordata, Actinopteri, Cypriniformes, Cyprinidae. The record is from RefSeq and is a predicted model, not a curated record. Gene Ontology annotation, cellular component: plasma membrane.